This is a messenger RNA of Acanthosepion pharaonis, 807 nucleotides long. The record is from the annotation of a GenBank genome assembly. Lineage: Eukaryota; Metazoa; Mollusca; Cephalopoda; Sepiida; Sepiidae.
AUGAUAGUUCAUCGGAAAUUGCAAGCCGGUUGUUUUUUCCCCUUCGGCUUCUCUUUCUGCUUCUCUGAAAUUUUCGUUUUUUUUUUUUCAUCCACUACAGAUUCCCCAAAUGCGUCUUUCGUUUUAUUCUCUCUCUCUCUCUCUCUCUCUUUUUUCUUUCUGUCAAGAAAAUCUACUUUACGUUUUAAUACAACGACCACAACAAAAGCCUUUUUUCUUAUUCCUUACUUAUUUUCGUUUACAUCUUCAAAGCAAAAUUACGUUACAAAAUUCGAUUCUGCUUUGCUUUCAGCAUUUUUUCCUUCUUUUCAUUUCGUUUUUUUUUUCAUUCAUUUCUUUUUCCCCGUUUUUCAAUUCUGUUUUCUUUUUCUCUUGCAUUUUCUUUUAUUUAAUUCUUUUUUGUUCAUUAUUUUCUUUCAUAACUUUUUUCAUCUUGUGUUUUGUUACUCAUUUUUCGGUUUUAUUUUUAUCUUUCUUUUUCUUCUUAUCUUCUUUAUUUUUAUGUUAUUUCUUUUUCAUUUCUUUUUCAUUGAUCUCCAUUCUGAUUUUUCCUUCAUUUCUUUGUCUGCUUUUUCAUAUUUUUUCAUUUUUUCUUUUCUAACAAUGUUUUAUUUUCUUUCUUUCUUUCUUUCUUUCUUUUUACUUCUUCACCCUUUUUUGUUCUUUGUUCAUCAUUUUGUUCUUUUUUUCUUUGGUGAAAAAAUUCAAAUCUUUCUUUUUUCUACUUCGUCUUUUAUUGUUUUUUGUACACGCAUUCAAAUCUUUCUUUCUCUCACCACUCUUUCUCUUUCUUUCAUUGUUUUUUGA